This is a messenger RNA of Capronia coronata CBS 617.96, 1743 nucleotides long. RefSeq lists its product as uncharacterized. The transcript has 2 exons. The record is from RefSeq and is a predicted model, not a curated record. NCBI's taxonomy places the organism in Eukaryota, Fungi, Ascomycota, Eurotiomycetes, Chaetothyriales, Herpotrichiellaceae. Gene Ontology annotation, molecular function: CoA-ligase activity. Gene Ontology annotation, biological process: secondary metabolic process. Bases 1 to 1743 code for a protein of 580 amino acids.
AUGCCUAUCAAGUCCAACUUCCCGGACAUCGACCUGCAGGUUGCGGAUAUCUUUUCUUUCCUGUUCAAUCGCAAAGACCGGCCGUUCCCUGAUGACCAAGUCAUCUUCCAGGAUGCCGACAACCUCGAGCGUCAAUACACGUACGGCCAGAUCAAACAAUCGAGUAUUGAUUUUGGCAAAGGUCUAAAAUCGAACCAUGGCUUCCGCAAAGCAGAUGUGCUCGGUCUGUUCGUGCCCAACGACAUCGACGUUGCGCCUGUCGUGUUUGGCACGCUGUGGGCCGGUGGGAUCGUGUCCCCGGCAAAUCCAGGCUACACGGUUCCCGAGCUGGUCUAUCAACUUAAAGACUCUGGGGCGCGCGUGCUGGUGACACAUCUGAGCGUGCUGGACAAUGCGCGCAAGGCUUGCGCCGAGGUGGGCAUUCCCGACUCGCAUAUCUUGUUACUCGGCAAAGAUCGCGACCAGGGACGCCAGGUCAAGCAUUGGACGCAGGUCCGAAACUUGGAGGGCACUGCACGCUACCGAACGCCCAAGAUCGAACCGAAAACAGAUCUAGCAUUCCUCGUUUACUCGUCCGGCACGACGGGACGGCCGAAAGGCGUCAAACUCACCCACCACAAUAUGACAUCCAACAUCCAGCAGAUCCAAGCCUCGGAGGGCUGGCUGUCGUGGGAUGGAUCCAAAAGGGUCCCUGGCAUCCCGGACGCGCCCAAGGGCAAAGGCGACAAGAUCCUGGCGUGUCUGCCGUUUUUCCAUAUCUACGGGCUCAACAUGCUCGUGCAUUCGCCCAUGUAUUCGGGCGUGCAUACGCUGGUGCUAGCGCGGUUCGAAUUGGAGAAAUGGUGUCGACUGGUGCAAGAGCACCAGAUCACGUUCAGCUACAUUGUUCCGCCCAUCGUCCUGCUUUUGUGCAAGGCCCCCGUCGUGGACAAAUAUGACCUGAGUUCGCUGCGCAUGACAAAUUCCGGCGCGGCGCCGCUGACUCGCGACCUGGUCGAGGCGCUGUACAAGCGCAAAGGAGUGCGAGUCAAGCAGGGAUACGGGCUCAGCGAGACAAGUCCGACCAUCUUCGUGCAGCGGUGGGAAGACUGGCUCGACUCGGUCGGCUCGACGGGCUGGAUGCUACCGAAUCUCGAGGCCAAAUUCUGCGCCGUACCUGGUCCAGGCCAGGAGAGCGACGGCAAUAAAGAGGUCCCAAGGGGCCAGGUCGGCGAGUUGUACGUCCGCGGACCGAACGUCUUUGUCGGCUAUCACAACAACCCCGCCGCGACGGCCGAGUGUCUCGAUGAAGAAGGCUGGUUCCGCACCGGCGACGUCGGAUUCAUGGAUGACAAAGGCAAUUUGACCAUCACGGACCGUGUCAAGGAGCUUAUCAAGUACAAAGGGUUCCAGGUCCCGCCGGCCGAGCUGGAGGGAUACCUGGCCAGCCAUGACCUGGUGGAUGAUGUCGCCGUCGUGGGCGUCGAGAGUGUCGAAUUGGGCACCGAGGUGCCUCGCGCUUACGUCGUGCGCAAGGGCGGGUUGCAGGCUGUGAAGCCCAAUGAUGGCAAAGACAUCGUGGCCUGGUUGAACGCAAAGGUCGCCAACCAUAAGAAGCUACGUGGUGGGAUCAAGUUUGUCGACGCUGUCCCUAAGAGUGUCAGUGGAAAGAUCUUGAGGAGAGUGCUGAAGGAACAGGCUCAGAAGGAGUUCAGGGAGGAAGAGGAGGCCAAGAUCAAGAAGGCUGGUAGAGCGAAGCUGUAA